AUGUCGUUUACCGUACAAAAACAAAUCGGUACAAACCUCAUGAAAUACCUCGAGUAUGAUCCCGCGCGACUCCUCCGAAUUCAUAUCGAGAUAGUAAUUCAAGAGCCGUCUCAAAUCCUUGGACUCAGGGAUAAUCAUGAUUAUGUCCCUGAGGAUAAAGAGUGGAAAAGACUAGAGAAUUUAUCGAGGCAAUGCCUAAUAAUCCGAUCAAAUCGAGAAAACCCCGACCGGCUGGUAAGCAUCAAAACAUUUCACGCGUUCGUGUUAGCAAAAUCCCACUACUCCACCAGGCGCUAUCCCGACCUCUGCUUCUCCACCUUAGCCGAGUCUAUUAAUGACGGCCACCGGAACUUGACCUCGCAUAAGGACUUCAUCCUCGUAACGUUGGAAAAAACCAUCGCCGCCGAGGAGAAAACCCUACUUUCCGCCGCGCUUAACAAUCAGGUGAGGAUCCGAAAAAUACAAAAACAGAGGAAAAAUAGAGAAAUUUUGUAG
This is a messenger RNA of Striga asiatica, 495 nucleotides long. NCBI's taxonomy places the organism in Eukaryota, Viridiplantae, Streptophyta, Magnoliopsida, Lamiales, Orobanchaceae. The record is from the annotation of a GenBank genome assembly.